AUGCAACUGGAAAUCACUGUUACUGCCAAGGAUGACUACAGCCUUGUUAAGAGUUCUCUGUGGGUUGGCGAGGAUGCCAGUCUGAUACCGGAGGAUGACACCGGCAUUCCAGAUUAUCCCAACUUCCCUUACACUUGGACCAACACCAAUGAAGAAACCCCUUGGAAAUCACUUGUCCUGGUCAACAGAUCAAGUACAUGCAAUGUGGACAUGACAGAGUUUGGUUUGACUGUGGUUUCGCAAGUCACAGUUGAGCAAUCAGACGGCCAAGAGGUCGACGCUUAUGCAGUGGAGAAUGACUUUGAUGGAACAGACCUCUACAGUGGAACCAGUCUAAUGGUGGAAUGUGAAUGCGUGAAGGAAGUAGUGGAAGAGAAGUGCAUCUCACCAAUUGACAACGAAGGAAAGUACUGCCGUGCCCUCAUGACCAGUACAAUGGAUCCUGUCGGCAGUGUUUGCAUCGAAGUAUUGGAGAACCCAAUGCAGUUGCGUGUCACAGUUGAUGUACAUGAGGUAUAUUCUCUUGAUUCGAUUGCACUAUGGAUUGGGGAGGACACUGAUGCUGUCCAGACCAACCGGUCAGCCCCCCCUGAAACCGCACUCUUCCCCUACAAGUAUGUGAGUUCUCUACCAAGAGAAAAUCAAUGGGAAGUAUCUGUCAAUGUGAAUCGAUCAGACACAUGUGGUGGAUACAUGGAUCAGUUUGACUUGAUUGCCAUGACACAAGUACUUGUGGAGGGAUCCGAAGGAGACAUUGUCGAAGCGUAUGCUGUUGAGGAUGACUACAGAAGUCUUUUUAGUGGAACCAUUGUUUCUGUCAGAUGUGAAUGUGUCAAAGAAUGCAUUGAAGCCAAACCAUCCUUACCAAAAUCAGUAUGUCAUGAAAUAUUGGGUGAUGACGCGAUGGCUAUUGGUUCUAUGUGUAUGGGAUUGAGCAAAGAUGGCAGCACAAUGGAAGUCACAUUUGAGACCACGGAUGACUGGGGUCUUGUCACAACUGUGUUCUGGGUGGGAGACAAUAUCACAGGUGUUCCAUUUGAUGAGGGUUCCCUUGACACUGAGAGCUUCCCCUACUAUUGGUGCAAUUCCACUGGAGCGACGGCCCAUACCACACAUAUUGACUUCAAGUGGUUAUAUCUGUGUGAAGAGGAAGGGGAAUUCUCUCUUGCUGUUGUAGCCCAGGUUGCAGCUGCAAAGCUUUCACAGAAAGGAAAGGCAAUUGAAGGCACUGAAAUAAUUUCUUUCAUCUCAGAAUAUGAGAUUGACUUGAUGGACGACUCCUUUGGCUGGUUUGAUGUUCCAGUCACGUGUACAUGUGAACCAAAGAAGAAGAAACCAGUUUGUCCCGAUGGAGACAUGGUACCUGAGAUUACAAAGUCAGAAUGCCAUGGUGUUUUGGGAGUUGACUCCAUGCCUGUUGGUUUUAUGUGUGUUGAGUUGAGCACUGACGGCGACAGCCUUGAAGUGACUUUCAAGUCCACCGAAGGCUGGGGACUUAUCACCACGGACUUCUGGGUGGGAGAGAAUAUCAAAAGUGUUCCCCAGGACCAUGUUGGAUCACUCGACAUUGAAAGCUUUCCAUACUAUUGGUGCAACUCAACAGGAGAGACUGUACAUUCUACCAAGAUUGAUUUCAAGUGGGGAUACCUAUGUGACGAGGAAUCUGAAUUCUCACUUUCCAUCGUGGCUCAGCUUGCCAUGGCUGAACUUUCACAGAUCGGGAAGGCAAUUGAAGGAACAGAGAUUGUCUCCUUUGUUUCAGAGUAUGAGAUUGACUUGAUGGAUGACUCCUUUGGCUGGUUUGAUGUCCCAGUGACAUGUGCUUGCAAGAAGCCCGUUUGUGUUGAAGGAGAACCCAAGGUGGCCAAGGAGGAAUGCCACAAUGUUCUGGCUGGUGAUAACGCUCCAGUUGGAUCCAUGUGUGUUGGCUUGGCCAACAAUGGCAAGGACCUGGAUGUAACAUUUCAGUCUACAGGAGACUGGGGUCUCAUCACAACUGAGGUAUGGGUGGGAGACAACGUACACGGCGUUCCCUUUGACGAGGAGGGUUCCCUGGAUGUGGAGAGCUUCCCAUACUUUUGGUGCAACUCAACAGGAGAGACCUCCCACUCCACCCAUGUUGACUUCAAGUGGGCAUACCUAUGCGAAGAGAAAGAUGAGUUCUCUCUUGCUGUUGUCGCUCAGGUUACUCUUGCGAAACUGUCCAAUGCCGGGAAGGCCAUAGAAGGAACUGAGGUUGUUUCCUUUGCUUCGGAAUAUGAGAUUGACCUUAAGGAUGACACCUUUGGCUGGUUUGAUAUCCCCGUGACAUGUGCUUGUGAACCAAAGAAGUGUCCUUAUGAUAUGGAACCAGAGAUCACCAAAGCUGAAUGCCACAACAUCAUGGGACAAGACUCCAUGCCUGUUGGUUCUAUGUGUGUUGGAGUUUUCGAUUUGAAAGGAUCGGUAUCAGCAAGCCGGAAAUGCCUUUGGAAUCAAUUGGAGACUGGGGUCUUAUCACUACAGUUUGGGGGUGGAGACAAUGUUACCAGUGUACCAUUGAUGAUGAUGGUGCCCUUGACAUGA
Seminavis robusta is the source of this 2565-nucleotide messenger RNA. Lineage: Eukaryota; Bacillariophyta; Bacillariophyceae; Naviculales; Naviculaceae. The record is from the annotation of a GenBank genome assembly.